Messenger RNA from Pseudocercospora fijiensis CIRAD86, 2480 nucleotides. RefSeq lists its product as uncharacterized. NCBI's taxonomy places the organism in Eukaryota, Fungi, Ascomycota, Dothideomycetes, Mycosphaerellales, Mycosphaerellaceae. The record is from RefSeq and is a predicted model, not a curated record. Gene Ontology annotation, molecular function: ATP binding; ATP hydrolysis activity. Bases 1 to 2232 code for a protein of 743 amino acids. The transcript has 5 exons.
AUGAGAAAGGCGCCGUCGAGUUCCAUGCAGAAGACUUAUGACGAGUGCUAUCUGAUCUGUUCCACCGCAAUCUACUUCGAGGGCCAGAAUAAUGAAGACGAAGCUCUGCGAUCAUGGCGCAAUGCGCUGGACCACAUCUACUACCACAAUGCCUACAAGAUGCCCUCCAACUACGUCCCUCGAACCGAAACGGAAAAGGCACUGCAGGAUUCGCUGCGAGCCAUGGAGUUGCAGUGUAAAGAGCGCGUAGAUCUGCUGGAUGCACUGAAGAAGAGUAGUCGCGAGUCCCUGGCUUCCUUGUCCUUGCAAUCAGCGCCCGCGCUCACGCAAAUGCCCACUCUCCCAAAUUCAAAUGGCCAAGGCACGACUUGGCUGGGAGCAAACACUGUUCCCCAGAGAACAUACUCAGAUAUCCCGCGACCCCAGGCCAUGACCGAUUCGCGAAGACCGCCACCACAGCCGCCGCGACCUUCCCUCAUCAGCAAGAAGAGCAGUUCAGGCACAGUGGACUCACCACGGACUAGAAGUCUGCAGUCCAAUGCGAGCCCGAGUCCUCGUCUGACCCCACCCAUUCCUGGAGAACGCCAGAGAGGCAGGACGCCAAGUCCUGAGAAGAAGAGUGGAGGCAUGCUGAAGACUCUGAGAUCAAACCAAAAGUCGGGCAAAAUGGCUUCGAGUAUGCGAAACAAGCCGCAGCCAGCUGCAGCGAAAGCGGCAUCCUCAGUUCCCUCCGAUUAUAGGCCUCGUGGAAGCAGAAGCUCGUUUGAGGAUAUCAGCCAUACAAGGAACCAUCCGCUGCCUUAUCCAGACUAUCCACUUCUUAACCCAUACGCGCAGCAGUCGUUCAGCCAGAGCGACGAUUCGGUAGAAACAGCCAGGCCUCCUCCGCCUCCGCCACCGCACAAAGUUACUCCUCCGACCCCAACCGAACAGCCGUCUCAGCCCACCAGUCUCGCCCAAAUGCCACCGACCUCACUUUCUCCGCAACCAGGCAUCCCUCGCAAAGCGGUUGGCAGAGCAGCUGGCGUUGUUAGUGCCACCGCCGAGCGCCAGAAACUAGACAACAUGCAAGCACACCUCACAAGCCGCACUCGAGGACAAGUACAGCCUGAUUAUCUCAGCAGCAGUCCCGAUGCCAUACCGCGAAAGCAGACUACGAAGAAGAAGAUUGAAGGCAAACCUGUGCCCGCUCGCGCAAUGACCCCGCCAUCGACGGAUGAGAAUGGCGAUUCUGAUAAUGCGGAGAGUCCGAGUGAAAAGGAUCAAUGGGAAAAGCGCGUCAAGAAAAUCAUGAAGAAGCUGCCGAAAGGCGUUGAUGAGUGGUCAGCGAAACAGAUUUUCAACGAGAUCGUCAUUCAAGGAGAUGAAGUACACUGGGACGACGUAGCUGGGCUCGAAAUUGCCAAGUCCGCCCUCAAGGAAACUGUCGUAUAUCCCUUUCUGCGACCCGAUUUAUUCAUGGGCCUUCGCGAACCUGCACGAGGCAUGCUGCUCUUCGGGCCACCAGGAACAGGCAAAACCAUGCUUGCCCGUGCUGUUGCCACAGAAAGUAAAUCAGUCUUCUUCGCCAUCUCAGCCAGCAGUCUGACGAGCAAGUACCUCGGAGAAAGCGAAAAGCUCGUGCGAGCUCUCUUCGUCCUAGCUAAAGAACUCGCGCCUAGCAUCAUAUUCGUCGACGAGAUCGACUCUCUCCUAGGCUCAAGAGGCGGAAGUAGCGAACACGAAGCCACCCGCCGCAUCAAAACCGAAUUCCUGAUUCAAUGGUCCGAUCUCCAAAAAGCUGCAGCAGGCCGGGAAUCAUCCGAAGGCGAUGCCUCGCGUGUCCUCGUCCUAGCAGCCACAAAUACCCCAUGGGCAAUCGACGAAGCCGCCCGACGACGUUUCGUCAGACGUCAAUACAUUCCACUACCCGAGGAUUGGGUUCGCGAACAACAAUUGCGAACUCUACUCGCUGCCCAAAAGCACAGUUUGAAGGACCGCGAACUGAAACAACUCGUCGCUCUGACCGAUGGCUUUAGUGGAAGCGAUAUCACAGCUCUGGCCAAAGACGCUGCUAUGGGUCCACUUCGAAGUCUCGGCGAGAGAUUACUGCACAUGAGACCUGAUGAAAUCCGACCGAUUGGGUUGCAAGAUUUCGAGGCGAGUUUGGGAAAUAUUCGACCGAGUGUGAGUAAGGCGGGGUUAAAGGAAUUUGAGGAUUGGGCUAGGGAGUUUGGUGAGAGGGGAGGGUGAGAGUAAGAAGAAGCUCUGAAGAUGGGAGGAAGGGAGUUGUUGGUUGGAUACGAUACUACUUACUUUACGACCGUGAUGCACAGGAAGCACGAAGCGUGGAGUGACAGGACUACGAUUAUAGCGCAUAGGAUUUUAUGAAUUGCAUUCUCGACAUACAUGUAUACCCGCCACAAACUAAGAGAUGAGUGGCGGAAGGUGCAGAGCGUAUCAUAGAGCGUACAGUGUAAUUCAUGGCGUUGGUUUGGCUG